AUGGAAAAUUUACCUGGUUUUCCGAAAUUUGAUGUUUUUGCUGAUGAAAAUUCUCUGGGAGUACGAUGGGAAAAGUAUUUGGAUAAAUUAGAAAACUUAUUUGUUGGACUGGGCAUAAACACUAGAAAACGAAAAAAAGCACUGUUACUUCAUUAUGCAGGAGAUGAUGUUUACGAUAUCUAUGAUACAUUGAAUUUAAGAGAAGACAAUGAAAACUACGAGGAAACGAAACUUGGAUUGACAACAUACUUUAAGCCAAGAAAAAACACACAAUUCGAAAUAUUCGAAUUUCGUAAUAUGAAGCAAUUGCAUGGGGAAUCUAUCGACCAGUUUACAACAAGAUUACGCCAGAAAGCUAAGAAUUGUGAAUUUUCGGACAUUGACUCAGAAAUUAAAAGCCAGAUCAUACAGGGUGUUGUUUCACAAAACAUGAGAAUGCAGUGUUUACAAGAUCCGGAUAAAUCACUUAAUGACUUACUUACAAAAAUGAGAACCAUGGAAAUAUCAAAAACUCAAGCAGCAAAUAUGUCAAAGGAUACAAGUAGUCAGCAAGUAGUGCGGGUAAAAAGCAAUCCUCGAUUUAGCCGUCAAGCAAAGGGAUUCGCACCAAAACGUUAUCAGCAACGUUCAUAUCAAACUAUUCCAGAAGCAAGUUCGUCGUCGGGAAGGCGAAACUACCCUCUAGAACGAAAUAAAAAAUGCCGAAAUUGUGGAGGAAAGUAUCCCCAUAUGUCACGUUGUCCUGCUAUCGGAGCAGAAUGUAACUACUGUCAUAAGAAGAAUCAUUUCAUAUCGGUCUGCAGAAAACGUCAAAACAAGGUGAAGUUAAUCGAUGAUGAACAGUCGGAUUCACAAGUUUUAUCAGAGGCAAGCACGUCGAGUGUUAGUUCAAAUGAGUGCGAUGUUUUAUUUGGAUUUAAAAUAUCAGAUGGGAAAAAAGUGCCAAAGAAAUGCAUUAAAUUAAAUGGCGUAGAUGUUUAUGUGUUAAUAGAUAGCGUUCAUCGUAAAUAUUAUUAG
Molecule: messenger RNA, 1017 nt
Organism: Ruditapes philippinarum (Manila clam)
Lineage: Eukaryota; Metazoa; Mollusca; Bivalvia; Venerida; Veneridae
Exons: 1
Coding region: 1-1017 (338 amino acids)
Source: RefSeq, a predicted model, not a curated record